Molecule: messenger RNA, 1356 nt
Organism: Saimiri boliviensis boliviensis (Bolivian squirrel monkey)
Lineage: Eukaryota; Metazoa; Chordata; Mammalia; Primates; Cebidae
Gene: SRXN1
Product: sulfiredoxin 1
Biological process (GO): cellular response to oxidative stress
Cellular component (GO): cytoplasm
Molecular function (GO): sulfiredoxin activity
Source: RefSeq, a predicted model, not a curated record
UCACCCUGAGUCAGCCAGCCCGGGCGCUCCCACUCCCCGGACGCCGCGCGGCGGAGGGGAGGCGGAAGGCGCCCCCCGCUGGAGAGCCGGAGCCCCGCGCGAGUUCCGCAGCACGCACCGAGCGGAGCCGGGGUCGGGCUGGGGACCGCGGGGUGGGGGCCGGACCACGGUGGCGCCGGGGAGAAACGCGCGCUGCCCUGACCCGGCGCCCCCCCGCCGGCUGCGCGGAAUGGUACGGACCGGCCGGAGUUAAAGCCCGGGAGGCUGCGCGUCCCGCGGCGGCGGCGGCGACGUUGGCGGCGACGAUGGGGUUGCGUGCGGGAGGAACGCUGGGCAGGGCCGGCGCGGGUCGGGGGGCGCCCGAGGGGCCCGGGCCGAGCGGCGGCGCGCAGGGCGGCAGCAUCCACUCGGGCUGCAUCUCCGCGGUGCACAACGUGCCACUGAGCGUGCUCAUCCGGCCGCUGCCGUCCGUGCUGGACCACGCCAAGGUGCAGAGCCUCGUGGACACGAUCCGGGAGGACCCCGACAGCGUGCCCCCCAUUGAUGUCCUCUGGAUCAAAGGGUCCCAGGGAGGUGACUACUUCUACUCCUUCGGCGGCUGCCACCGCUACGCAGCCUACCAGCAGCUGCAGCGAGAGACCAUCCCUGCCAAGCUUGUCCAGUCCACUCUCUCGGACCUAAGGGUGUACCUGGGGGCAUCCACACCAGACUUGCAGUAGCAGCCUCCCUGGCAACUGCUGCCACCUUCAAGAGCCCAGAAGACACACUUGGCCUCCAGCAGGCUGGGCCAUGCAGAAGGGAUAGCAGGGGUACACUGUCUUUGAACCUGGGGAGAGGGUCUGACUCUGGGCACCCUCUCGCCAGCUGCAAGGCCUUGGACUCAUUGUACAGUGUUGGAGCCCCAGUUCCCACGUCUGUGACAAUAGGAUCAUGGCCUUACCCUUGAAGCAUUACUGAGAGGAUGAAAUGAGAACAGAAAUGGGCUUGGACGCUGCCCGGCUCCAAAUUCCCAAGGACAAGGACCCCUCUGCAUUUUGCAUAUGUAUAGACAAAUAUAAGACAUAUUAUAGACAUAUUGAACCUCGUAUGGACUGCAUUCAGCUGCGAGGCAAGGGAAACCUUGGUUGCAGUGGUUUAAACAAGCAGAAGAUGGAUUUUCUACAUAGCAUGGAUUCUGGAGAUGGGUGGCCGACGGUUGGUUCGGCAGCUCCGUGAUGAUAAGGGCCCAUCUUGGAUCCUCUGCCUUGCUCUCAUGGUCCCAAGAUGGCUGCUGUAUCCCCAAGAAUCGUGUCUGGAUUCAAGGAAGGAGGGGUGGAGGAAGAGGAAGGGCCAAACUAGCUGGACCUGUCACUUUUU